Chaetomium fimeti is the source of this 894-nucleotide messenger RNA. Its product is annotated as GTP cyclohydrolase 1 type 2/Nif3. The transcript has 3 exons. The record is from RefSeq and is a predicted model, not a curated record. The coding region runs from base 1 to 894 and encodes 297 amino acids. Lineage: Eukaryota; Fungi; Ascomycota; Sordariomycetes; Sordariales; Chaetomiaceae. Gene Ontology annotation, cellular component: mitochondrion; cytoplasm.
AUGGAACCCGCCCUGCAGAGUCCCCUCUUCACCCAACAUGUCGUCAAGGCUAUGCGGUCCCUCUACCCUGAGGAGCUCGCCGACCGGGCCUGGGACAACGUUGGCCUCCUCCAGGAAAACAUCAACCCUACCUCUGGCAGCGUCCCUUCACGGGUGCUGCUCACCAACGAUUUGACACUCAGUGUCGCCGAGGAGGCCAUCAAAAAGAAGGCAUCCGUUAUUGUCAGCUACCACCCCUUCAUCUUCCGCGGCCUCAAGUCAGUCACGCUCAACGACCCGCACCAACGGAUCGUGCUGCGGCUGGCCCAGCACAACAUCGCCGUGUACAGCCCGCACACCUCAGCCGACGCCGUACUCGGCGGCGUCAACGACUGGCUCGCCGGCAUCCUCAAGAAGAUCCACGUGGCGCGGGAGGUGACGGUGGUGAAGCCGAUCGGGGGCCCCGUGCCGGCGGGCUUCGAGGGGGCCGGGUACGGGCGGCGGGUGCAGCUGGCCUUUGACACGGACAUCGAGAGCAUCAUGCAGGUCUACUGCAUGGAGCUGGGGCUGAAGCACGUCAGCGUGUCGCAGCCGCGCCCCCGCCCCGGCGACAGCAACUGCGUGCGCUCCGUCGCUGUUUGCGCUGGGUCGGGCUAUGAUGUGCUCAAGGACACCGACGCCGACUUGAUUAUUACUGGGGAGAUGUCCCACCACAAUGCCCUGCGCCUCAAGAUGCUCGGCAAGUCGGUCAUCACCCUGUUCCACAGCAACUCGGAGCGGGGGUUCCUGAAGCAGGUGCUGCAGCCGCAGCUGCUGGGGGUACUGCAGAAGGAGGACAAGGCGGCCGAGGUGUUGGUGAGCGAGGAGGAUGCGGAUCCUUUUGAGAUCUGGGAGGCGGAGGAGUUGAGAGGGUAA